AUGGCUGAACUUGCUGUUCCACUAGCAAUGCUGCUAGUUAAUAACCUCAUCGAAAAACUCAACCGUCCAAGUCCAAGCAAGGCCAAGGAAGAUGUUGAAAGAGCCCAGAAAAUGUUGAGGAGGAUGAAAGCCUAUCUUGCAGAACACCCAUCAGACCAGAUUGAUGAAGGCCCACAAGUGAUUCGAAUUCGUGCAAAAGAGAUCCAAGAUACAGUUUACGAUAUUGAGGAUGCUCUUGGAAAGUUUGUGGCUGAGAUUCCACAUCACUUCCACAGCAAUAGAUUCUCUCGGAUGACGCACGACGUUAAACAUUUUCCCUCUGUAUUGAAAGCAAGCAUGAAGUUAUCAUACAAGCUCAAAAAGAUUGAAAGAAGAAGCACUUUUGAUUCACUACCAGCACUAGAUUCACUUCUUGACCCACCAAUUCCCAACACAAGACCUGAAGAAACUUAUAAUAAUUUGGUUUAUCACCAAGUCAUUGAAGAAGAGGACACUGUGGGCUUCGAGGAGCCUAAAGAAAUACUCAUCCAACAGUUGGUGAAAGGAGAUAAUCCAAGUCCUCUGAAGAUUUCCAUCGUGGGUCCUGGAGGCUCUGGCAAAACCACUCUUGUAAACAUUGUUUAUGGGAGCAGAAGGGUGCAAGGAUUCUUUGAUUGUCAUGCUUUUGUUGAUGUUCCGCGCACCUCUGAUUGCCGAAAGCUCUUGCUAAGCAUGUUGAGCAAAUUUGAGGACCGAAUGCAAGAACCAGUUGGACAUCGUCAUCAUUAUGAAGAAAUAGAUCCGCGGGACAAAUUGAGAAAACUUCUGGACCAAAAGAGGUAUGUGGUCGUUUUAGAUAAUGUUUGGAGCGACCAUGAUUUGGGAUGCAUUGUAACUGCUCUGCCAAAAGGUUUGCCUGGGAGUAAAAUAAUCAUAACUGCUCGAGACUCUAAUUUAGCUUCUCUGCAUGCAAAUUCUGCCGAGUAUAUUCAUGAUUUGAGUAGAGUGUUAUCAUGGAAAGAUGUCACCAAGCUGUUCUGCAAGAAGGCAUUUCAAGGAAAUAAAGGCGAAUGUCCAGAGGAGCUUCAAGUUUGCGCAGAAAAAAUCCUCAAGAGGUGUGAAUACUUGCCCCUUGCAGUUUCAGCUGUGGCUACUUUGCUUUCCAAGAAGCCACAAACUCUGUUCGAGUGGGAGAAGUUCCAUAAUAGCCUUGUUUACAAUCUUCCGAUUAUUGAACAAGUUUGGGAUCCAAGUUACAGGGACCUUCCAAUCGAUGUACAAAGUUGUUUCUUGUAUUUCAGCAUGUUUCCUGAAGACUACUCCAUCAAGUGUGAGAGGCUUAUUCGCUUGUGGGUAGCUGAAGGAUUUGUGACCCCGAGAAGAGGAAAAACAAUGGAGGAGGUUGCAGAUGGUUGUCUGAAUGAACUGAUUGGAAGAAAUUUGGUUGACGUGAAUUCAACGGAGAUUGAUGGGAAAGUAAGGACUUGUCGAGUUACGAGCCUUGUUCGCGAGUUCGUCAUUUCAAAAGCAGAGAAUUUCGUUAAUGUCGUGGAAUCAAACAGCACUAGUACUAGUCAUUCAGGUCAGAAAAUUCGACGCCUUUCUGCUCAUUAUGCUCCUAUCAAUAAUUCGUCAAGAGGGUGUAGAGACUUGAAUCGAACAAGCACCUUACUAGUGUUUGGCUCUAGCCAGCCGACAGUGCUUUCCUCUCAACACGACGAGCUUGGAAAUGUACUUAAACGCCUUAAAUAUUUAAGGGUUUUAGAUUUUGAAGGUGUUCCUUUGAAGGACUUUCCCAAAUCUAUUCUUGGCCUCUCUCUCUUAAAGUACAUAAGUAUGAGGAAAACCAAAAUCAAAUCAGUUCCAAGUUCUAUAAAGAAGCUUUCACAGUUAGAAACGUUGGAUCUUAAGCGAACCCAGGUGAUCGAAUUACCAAAAGAAAUCUAUGAGCUCCACAAUAUGCGCCAUCUUUUGGUCAACCGCGGCUGUGAUCAAGAUGAUGAUGGACCUGCCCAAGGAGUGGAUGUGGUUUCCUCAGGCAAUAUCGGAGAUUUACCCAAAUUGCAGAAGCUGUCACUAAUUAAGGUGGGAAACAACAGAACAAUCCUAAAAAGCUUAGCAGAGUUAACUGGUCUUAGAAAAUUGGGGCUGACAGAUGUCAAAGAAGAACAUGGAAAGGAGCUGUGCUGCGCCGUUGAGAAAAUGGUGAGCCUUUCAACACUUGAAGUCAGGUCAACAAAAGAGGAGGAGAAUCUUGAUUUGGAUCAUAUCGGAUCCCUUCCUCUCUCUUUGCAACGCAUCUGUUUGAAAGGGCGCCUCGAACGUACGCCGCAGUGGAUUUCCCAACUUUACAGUGUUGUGAAGAUAAGCUUGAAGGAAUCAAAGCUGGAUGCUAAAGCCAACCGACUUUAUGCCCUUCAAGCUUUGCCUAAUCUGAUGGAGCUCAAUUUAGUUGACUAUUAUACCGGGGAGAAGUUGGAAUUCCAAGUGGAAACGUUCAAGAAGCUAAAGAUAUUACGCAUCCAACAACUUGAUCAACUAAAUUUGAUGAUAGUCGAGAAUGGGGCAAUGCCUGUGCUUAAGAAGCUAACCAUGUCCAAAUGUAAGAAUCUGACGUUACUUCCAGUUGGCAUAGAGGUUCUUACGAAACUUGAGGAACUCUGUGUCCAUGACAUGCAUACUGAAUUCAUUGCUCAGCUCCGAAGGGAUACUGAACCAUUUCAAGCGGUUCAGCAUAUUCCAGUCAUCCGCUCUUCCACUGGAAUAUUCCCAAGUCUUUCUGGUAUGUAG
Messenger RNA from Prunus dulcis (almond), 2769 nucleotides. RefSeq names its product disease resistance protein RPM1-like. Gene Ontology annotation, biological process: defense response to other organism. Gene Ontology annotation, molecular function: ADP binding. The transcript has a single exon. The record is from RefSeq and is a predicted model, not a curated record. Lineage: Eukaryota; Viridiplantae; Streptophyta; Magnoliopsida; Rosales; Rosaceae. The coding region runs from base 1 to 2769 and encodes 922 amino acids.